Plasmodium adleri (nom. inval.) is the source of this 663-nucleotide messenger RNA. Its product is annotated as Plasmodium exported protein, unknown function. The record is from RefSeq and is a predicted model, not a curated record. Lineage: Eukaryota; Apicomplexa; Aconoidasida; Haemosporida; Plasmodiidae. The transcript has 2 exons. Bases 1 to 663 code for a protein of 220 amino acids.
AUGAAUAAAAGUUAUUUUAGGUUGUAUUUAUAUAAUUUUAUAAUACUAAUUGUAUCAUUAAAGUUUAAGUCAUAUUAUAAAAAAGGAGCUUAUAAUAAUGGGAAUAAUAAUAAGAUAUAUUUAGAUAAAUAUGCAAGAAUUUUAUCACAUCAUAUUACAAAUGAACCAUUACAUAAUAGGUUACCUACUUUAAAUGUACAAAAUUUUAAAGGAGUAAAUAAUGAAGAUAUAGUAAUGUGUAAAUUAAACGAUAAAAGGAUGCACAAUAAAAUGCUGGAUGAAAAAUUAGAUGAAAACAAUAUGAUAGAUUAUAAUGCCUUAAAUGAUAAAUUAAAUAAGGAAUAUAAUAAAUAUCAUAAAAAAAAUAUCUCUUUAAAAAGAAAUAAAAAAAAAGUAACAAAAAAGGACGUAUUAUACAAAAUGAUAUUCAAAGGAAAAACAUUUUGGAAUGUUCUAAAAAACGUUAUAACGGGAUUGGGAUGUACAUCAGUAAUUAGUAAUAUUGUUUGGGUGGCGGCAACUGCAUCUGCAGUUCAGACAGCUUUUGCUUUCGUUUCAGUUGGAGCCAUAAUAUUAAUAAUAAUAUUAUGUGUUCUUUCUUGGUUACUUGUUACAUGGUUGUGGCCUUACAAAGAUGAAUAUAAUAGAAAACAUAAGAAAUAA